Messenger RNA from Nicrophorus vespilloides, 931 nucleotides. It is a transcript of the gene scu, whose product is annotated as 3-hydroxyacyl-CoA dehydrogenase type-2. The record is from RefSeq and is a predicted model, not a curated record. Bases 121 to 891 code for a protein of 256 amino acids. NCBI's taxonomy places the organism in Eukaryota, Metazoa, Arthropoda, Insecta, Coleoptera, Silphidae. Gene Ontology annotation, molecular function: estradiol 17-beta-dehydrogenase [NAD(P)+] activity. Gene Ontology annotation, biological process: estrogen metabolic process; fatty acid metabolic process; androgen metabolic process. Gene Ontology annotation, cellular component: mitochondrion. The transcript has 4 exons.
GAGUAAGUGACCUUGAUAAUACUUAAAAUGUUAUCAAGCCACAUGUUCUAUAAUAUUCUCUUAAAUCUCGGCCUUGAGAUAGUAUCAGUGCUUGAAUAACAGUUAUUCAUCUUUUUUAUAAUGUUGAAGGGUGCUGUAAGUUUGGUCACUGGAGGGGCUUCUGGUCUAGGAAAGGCCACUGUGGAGAGAUUGGUGCAACAAGGAAGCCGAGUUGUCUUGUGUGAUCUGCCAACAUCUAAAGGAAAUGAAGUGUCCAAAGCUCUUGGAGAGGAUAAAGUUGUCUUUGCCCCAAUUGAUGUCACUUCUGAGAGUGAUGUCAAGAAUGCUCUUCAAUUAACCAAAGAUAAAUUUGGUAAGCUGGAUAAUGUGAUCAACUGUGCUGGAAUUGGUGUUGCCUUUAAAAUAUACAAUUUCAAGAAAGAUCAAGCCCAUAGCCUGGAAGAUUUCUCUAAAGUUAUUAAUGUGAAUAUAAUUGGAACCUUCAAUGUAGCUCGCUUGGGAGUUGGUUUGAUUGGUCAAAAUGAACCCAAUGAGAAUGGACAAAGGGGUGUUGUUAUUAAUACUGCCAGUAUUGCUGGUUAUGAGGGACAAAUGGGUCAAACUGCAUAUGCUUGCAGCAAAGCUGGCAUUAUUGGCUUGACUCUUCCAAUGGCCAGAGAUUUGUCCACCCAAGGAAUCCGUGUCUGCACAAUUGCUCCAGGAUUAUUUGAAACCCCACUGCUGAGUUCUCUACCUGAUAAAGUGCGUACAUUCCUUGCUAAGUCUGUACCUUUUCCACAACGUCUGGGAAAUCCAAUAGAAUUUGCUCAGCUAGUACAAAGUAUUAUUGAGAAUCCAAUGCUUAAUGGUGAGACUAUCCGUUUAGAUGGUGCCUUGCGCAUGCAGCCUUAAAUGUAAUAUCUUACAGAAAUAAAAGAAAGUUUUUUAUUAA